This is a messenger RNA of Zymoseptoria tritici IPO323, 270 nucleotides long. RefSeq lists its product as uncharacterized. The record is from RefSeq and is a predicted model, not a curated record. The transcript has 2 exons. NCBI's taxonomy places the organism in Eukaryota, Fungi, Ascomycota, Dothideomycetes, Mycosphaerellales, Mycosphaerellaceae. The coding region runs from base 1 to 270 and encodes 89 amino acids.
AUGUCUGCCCCUAACGCCAACGCACCCAACGAGGGAAUCGUCGGUCAGAUCGCCAACUCGGUCUCCAACGCCGCCAACUACGUGUCCGAGUCUCUCCAGGGCAAGUCCGCCGAGGCAUCCAAGGAGGCCAACAAGGAGCAGGCCAAGGGCAACGUCCCCGGCAACAACUCCAUCACCGACCGUGUCUCCGGCGCUCUCGGUGCCGCCUCCGACAAGGCUGAGCAGUCCAAGCACGAGGCUUCCAAGGAGGCCAACAAGCAGGGAAUCUAA